GAGGCUUGCACUUUACGCCGUCUUGACCAUGCUUGCACACGCCUACGACGCCCCGCACGCAGCGCUGGCGAGGCGCCGGGCGCUGCGCGCGACCGGUCUCUUCGGCUGCUGGCUCGCCCAUGCACAGGCGCCGCCCGCCUUCGCGGCGCUGUCCGACUACAAGACGGAGCUCUUCGUCGAGUCGGGCUGCGGCCGGCGGGGCCCGCUGGGCGCCUGCCUCGACGCGCGGACGGCGGCCCCGCGCGACACGACCGCGGCGGACGAGGCGCAGGCGGCGCGGGCGGGCGCGGAGAAGGCGGCCGCGCAGAAGGCGCGGAUGGAGCAGGAGCUCGAGUCGCCGCUCGUCGCCGAGCUGCGGCGGCGGACGGCGGCGAACGCCGAGAAGAACGCGCGCCAGGUCGAGCUGCAGAUGUUCCAAAACAGCCAGAGCGGCGAGUUUGGGCCGUUCUCGCGGUUCGUCCCCGUCGCCAAGAACGACGGCAAGUACGUGCUGGUCCUGGCCGGCGAGUACGAGGACCUCAAGAAACAGAAGAAGGUCGCGAAGCAGAAGUUCCUCGACGACGCCGACGCGAGGCCCUACGAGGCGCGCGCGGCCGCCGUCGCCGAGUCGAACGCCCGCGCCAAAGAGGCGAACUCUGGCGCCGACGGGGAGGACUAAGUUGUAAACAUCGA
Molecule: messenger RNA, 672 nt
Organism: Pelagomonas calceolata
Lineage: Eukaryota; Pelagophyceae; Pelagomonadales; Pelagomonadaceae
Source: the annotation of a GenBank genome assembly